GUGACAGGACCACUAGCAGACAGCGAGUCAGUGGGCGUGAGAGAGCGCGGGAGAAAGGAGAAGCUGAGAGAAACAGAGAUAGAGUGGGGAGAGCAAAGGUGUGAAAGAAAAAGAGGGGGGAGAGAGGGGUGAGAGAGAAAGGGCAGAGGGGAAGACGGGGAGAGGUGAGAGAAAGGGAGAGGGACAGAGCGACAGAAAGGGGCAAGAAAGAGGAGGCUAGAGGGGGUGAGGAAGGAGAAGGAAGGGGAGACGCGCGCUAACUGACAAAUAUACAGAGUGGGAGAGAAAGUGUUUGUGACAGAACGGAGGGAGGAAGCGAGUAGGAGAGGCAGCGAGCGACAGCCGGCACCGGCACAGGGACAUUGAGACAAGCCGACCUGUUCUCACAGACGGAUUGUUGGCGGAAGAACGUUUCUGUUGAACACAAGGCUGCGUGGAGACGGCGGGACUAUGCCGAUGUGUGGGAGCUGGGACUGGCCCUGGAUCUGCAUUCUGCUGUCACCCCUCUUCCAAGUGUGUCCGAGACAAGCCCAGAGCCAUACAGCUCCUGAGACAAAAAAGUACUUCAGCAACAUUGUGACAAAGUUCUCUCUCCAAAGUGCCUUGGAUCCAGAGGGUGAUUCCUGUUACCUUAUCCCUGGCCAGCUGGAAAGCAUCUCGGAAUGCAACUUCAAUCAAACGGCAAGAACAUUCCUAAUCAUCCACGGGUGGACGGUUACUGGCAUGUUUGAAAGUUGGAUUCCAAAGCUGGUUUUGGCUUUGUACGAGAGAGAGGGAGACUCCAAUGUCAUUGUGGUAGACUGGCUGACACGGGCUCACCAGCACUACCCGAUUGCUGCUGACAACACUAAGCUGGUUGGCCGUGACAUUGCCCACUUCAUCGAAUGGCUGCAGGAGGAACUGAACUUCCCAGCCGAGUCCAUCCACAUGUUGGGAUAUAGUCUGGGUGCUCAUGUCGCAGGGUUUGCUGGAACUUAUGGAGCGCACAGGGUGGGCAGGAUCACAGGACUGGACCCCGCGGGGCCCGAUUUCGAGGGGGCUGAGGCGCAGUUCCGCCUGUCCCCGGAUGACGCUGCCUUCGUCGACGCUCUGCACACCUUCACCCGGGGCUCACUGGGCCGCAGCAUCGGCAUCCAGCAGCCAGUGGCACAUGUGGACAUCUAUCCCAAUGGAGGCAACUUCCAGCCCGGCUGCAGCCUCGGCACAGUCUUUGGCAACAUGAGGUCACAGGGUGUGUACGCAGUGGCUGACGUCAUCAAGUGCCAACACGAGCGGGCCAUCCACCUCUUCAUCGACUCCCUCCUCAACAAAAACUACCCCAGCCUGGCCUACCGCUGUUCCAACCAGGAGACCUUCGAGCGGGGCAUGUGCCUUAGCUGCCGGAAGAAUCGCUGCAACACCCUGGGCUACGACGUCCGCAAGGUCCGCAGCAAGAGAAGUGGUCGCAUGUACCUGAAGACGGCAGCAGACAUGCCCUUUCGAGUUUACCACUAUCAGCUGAAGAUACAUUUUUUCAGGAAAGUGAAUCAAUCGGAGACAGCUGUAAAUUUCCGCAUCAUGCUCUACGGAACCCUGAAUGAGACCGGAGGACUUGCCAUUUCUGUACCGGAAAUUUCACCCAACAGUACGUCUUCAUUCCUGGUGCACACUGAAGCGGAUAUCGGAGAGCUGCUGAUGGUGAAAUUGAAGUGGGACACCACCUCGUCUAUCUGGUCCACCAUUAUGGGCAAGGUCACCAAUCCAUGGUCCCUCUGGAGACUGUGGAGCAGCCGUGAGGAGACCACCAAUGCCCUGGAAAUCAGGAGGAUGCGAGUGAAGGCGGGAGAGACCCAGAAAAAGAUCAUGUUCUGUGCAAAAGACUCUGCCUCAGCAAAGCUACAGCCAGCUCAAGAGGUGACAUUCGUGAAGUGUCAGAACGAACAGACAAGGAAGAAGAGUGAUCAGUAGUGUGUCACCAGUGGAGGAUGGGUAAAGCAUUUGAACUUACACAUCGGACUUCCUUGAUUCCCACCCAGCCUCCCGGCUGUGGAUUUCCGGAACUGUAUCAUCACUUACAAACAUUGUGGAUCUCCGCAGGGAACAAGGUUUCCGAGCCUCGUCCUCUGGUGAGGUGUGGUCGCCACUCAGCUGGUCGUCCUCUCAUCCCUCUGAUCUCUGAGGCUUUGGGCCCAGCACACUCCAGGGCUUGUCCUAGGCCUGCAGUCCAAGCUGCGUCUGUGGGUGCACUGCCCUCCUGGCUGUCCCAGCAUCUGAAAGAGAUGUUACACCAAGCUCCCUUCUACUCUGAAUCCCAUGUUACUAAUGGCAAAGAAAGCCAAAGGAAUUCUCUUAAAUAUUUGGCUAAUAUUUAUCUCACAGCUAAAAUCAGUGAAAUAAACAUGUUAUCUGGUCAAGAUCUGUUUAUUGAAUCUUGCCAUGCAGAGAUACUAUUUUCAUUAAUAGAAAAGGGUCUAAUUUCAAAGGCACAAAAGCACUGAAAUACUCUGCGAUGUUGAGAGUACAGUGUGGCUCCUUGUGUUUCUGGCAGAGCUGAUGGGGUAUUCAGAGGCUGAUGGUAUAACCCUGGCCCAGAGGGCGGAGCCGAAUUCUUUGCUUAACUUCCAUGGGAUGCAGUUCAUUUGGGCAAAUGGUCAAAGCCCAUUCUAUAAUUCUAUCUCACAUUCUGGAUUAAAGUUUAAAGGUCAAAUGUAUGUAUCAAAGUGUGUAUGCAGGAACCAACUCGCAGGGUUUUUCUUCUCCAGAUAGACAUGAAACAAAGAAAAACAAUGGAAAAACAAGUUCAGAGAGAAACAGCAAACCCACCAACAUGACCAUCAAAUCCCCCAAACCCCCUCCCCCCACAUGAAACAAAACAAUAACACCGACCCCCAAAUCCCUUCCGCUCUAGAAACACUGAGAAAGAAUGGCAGAAACAUAAAAUAUUAAAAUAAAAGAUGUCCCUGGUCCAAAAGUACACAUAGAAACUUUGGUAAUAUUCACCACCGUUAGUGAGGGAGACUUUGGGAACAACGAUAGGCCAUACAUGCUUUCCUCUUCAACAGCAGAGUGAUUCCACCUGUGAUCAGAAGGCAUGUAGUGCUCACCCUCCGCUUUCGCUUCGAUGCUUCAAUCAGCAAAUAAUGGAAGUUUUAGUCUGCAAAAUGGAGUCAAACAUCAGGUUAUAGUUUCUUUGCCUCAAGGUCGGGCUCACAACCAGAACCUUCUUGGAGACAGCAAAGCGCUGGAUUGCUCAAUCAGGAAAUUGCAGACUCUGGAAGUUCCAGAAACACAUUCAAGAUGAAAAACAAGAAAAAGAAGUGAAAUGAAUGGUUUUGUGGUUUAUCCAGAAGAUGUUGACCAAAGGAGUGUUGUACACAGGUGCCAUCUUGACUGGAUGGUGUUAUCAAGAUGCUGUUUUAAUGUGUUUGAUUUUCCAUUUUUUGGUGCACUCUUCUAACUUUGCCUUUUAUUGCAUAGCAAGCCUGAUAGCCCUCCUCUGAGCACAUUGCCGUUCUCUCUGCUACACUCUGUCCUCAUGCAAGGUCUCAACACAAAGCCUCCCCCCACAGAUGCUGCCUGACCAGCAGAUUGUCUGUUGCUCAGAGCCUCACCUCUCUGCUGAGCUCCCAGCCCACUGGCAUAUUUAAUUUGGAUGUGGUGAGGGCAUUGCCAUUGGAAACAUACAGACAAACAAAUCUUAUAAGGGGCAGGAAAGAACUAAAGAUAUUUUUCAUAUGGUUUCAUCUAAAGAAUUUCUAAUUUAUUGAAGGUUUAGAAAUAUUUCACCUGUGGUUACAGUUGUAUCUUUAGUUGUUCAACAAAAAGUGAUGUGACCCAUUAUCACCACAGAAAGAAUAGUGUGCUCCACUCUCAUGAUGAGGGAGAGGUGUGCUUCUGUUUCGGGGAUGGAGGGAUGUGAUUCUGUCCCAAGGAGGGAGGGACAUGAUCCUGUCUUACACCAUAAGACAUAGGUGUAAAAUUAGGCCUUUUGGCCCACGGAGUCUGCUCUGCCAUUUGAUCACGGCUGAUCCAUUUCCCUCUCAACUCCAUUGUCUGGCCUUCUCCUCAUAAUCUUUCAUGCCCUAACUUACCAAGAAUCUAUCAACCUCCACCUUAAAUACACCCAGUGACCUGGCCACCAUAACUGCCUGUGGCAACAAGUUACGCAGUUUCACUACUGUCUGGCUAAAGAAAUUAUUCCUUAUCCCAGUUCUAAAUAGCCAUCCCUCUAUUCUUAAGUUGUGCCCUCUGGUUUUAGACUCCCCACAAUAGGAAGCACCUUCUUCACAUCCAAUAUAUCUAGGGUUUUCAAUUCCCCUCAUUGUAUCAAAUUCCAGGGAGUACAGGCCUAGAGCCAUCAAGCACUACUCAUUAUUAUAAGCCUUCCAUUCCCAGAAUCAUUUUUGUGAGCCUCCUUUGAAUGCUCUCCAAUGAUAGCACAUCCUUUCUUAGAUAAGGGACCCAAAACUGCUCACAAUACUGUUGUGAGCCCACAACAGUACCUUAUAAAGACUCAUCAUUACAUCCUUGCAUUUAUAUUCUAGUCCUCUCAAAAUGAAUGCUAACAUUGCAUUGUCUUCCUCACCACCAACUCAACUUGCACGUUAACCUUUAGGGAAUCCUGCACAAGGACUCAAGUCUCUUUGCACCAGGAAUUUUUGAAUUUUCUUCCCAUUUAGAAGGUAGUCUAUGCUUUUAUUCCUUCUACCAAAGUGCAGGACUAUACACUUCUCAACUCUGUAUUCCACCUGCCACUUUUUUGCUCAUUCUCUUAAUCUGUCUAAGUCCUGCAGCCUCCCUAUUUUGUCUACACAAUCUGCCCCUCCAUCUAUCUUCAUAUUUUCUACAAACUUGGCCACUUGGAUGACAAUUCUAUCAUCCAAAUUAUUUACAUACAAUGGAAAAAGAAGUGUCUCAAACACAGCCCUUUGCAAAACACCACUAAUAACCAGCAGUCAACCAGAAAAAGCUCCAUUUAUUCCCACUCUUUGCUUCCUGCCAUUCAGCCAUUCUGUUCAUGCUAGAAUCUUUCUUGUAAUACCAGGAACUCUUAUCUUACCAAGCAGCCUCAUGUGCAGACCUUGCCAAAGGCCUUCUGAAAAUUCAAGUACUCACUAUUCUCUGAUUCUGCUUUGUCUAUCCUCCUUGUUAUUUCCUCAAAGAAUUCCAACAGAUUUGUCAGGAACAUUUUUCCUGUAAAGAAACCAUGUCGACUUGGACUUAUUUUACCAUGUGUCUCCAAGUACCCCAAAACCUCAUCCUUAACAAUCGACUCCAACAUCUUCCCAACCACUGAAAUCAAGCCAACUUGCCUAUAAUUUCCUUUCUUUAGCCUCUCUUUCUUCUUGAAGAGUGAGGUGACAUUUGCAUUUAUCCAUUCCUCCAGAACCAUGUCAGAAUAUAGUGAUUCUUAAAAGGUCAUUGCUAAUCCCUCCACAAUCUCUAUCGCUUCCUCUUUCAGAACCCUGGGGUGUAGUCCAUCUGGUCUAGGUGACUUAUCUACCUUCAGACCCUUGAGCUUCCUAAGCACCUUCUCCUUACUGCUGUCCCCAACACUCUUUAACUUCCAGCAUACUGAUAGUGUCUUCCCCAGUGAAGACUGAUAUGAAACACUUAUUCAGUUCAUCAGCCAUUUCCUUGUCCCCCAUUACUACCUCUCCGGUAUAAAUUUUCAGAUGUCCAAUAUUUACUGUCCUCUGUUUUACUCUUUAUAUAUCUGAAAAGAACUUAUGAUAUCCUUGUUGAUAUCACUGGUUAGAUUGCCUUCAUAUUUCACUCCUUGUGGCUUUUUAGUGGCCUUCUGUUGGUUUUUAAAAGCUGUUCAAUCCUCUAACUGCCCACUAAUUUUUGCUCUAUUAUAUGCCCUAUUAUAAGCUUUUAUGUUAGCUUUGACUUCCCUUCUCAGGCACAGUUAUGUCAUCAUGCCUUUAAAAUACUUAUUUAUCUUUGGGAUGUAUCUAUCUUGCGCCUUCUGAAUUGCCCCCAGAAACUCCAGCCAUUACUGCUCUGCUGUCAUCCCCGCUAGUAUCUCCUUCUAAUCAACUUUGGCCAGCUCCUCUCUCAUGCCUCUGUAAUUCCCUUUACUCCACUAUCAUACUGAUACAUUUGACAAUAGACAGUAGGUGCAACAGUAGGCCAUUCAGCCCUUCUUGCCAGCUCCGCCAUUCACUGUGAUCAUGGCUGAUCAUGCACAAUCAGUACCCCGUUCUUGCCCUCUCCCCAUAUCCCUUGACCCCGCUAUCUAUAAGAGCUCUAUCUAACUCUCUCUUGAAUGCAUCCAGAGACUUGGCCUCCACUGCCUUCUGGGGCAGAGCAUUCCACAUAUCUACCACUCUCUGGGUGAAAAAAUUUUUCGGCAUCUCUGUUUUAAAUGGCCUACCCCUUAUUCUUAAACUGUGACCUCUAGUUCUGGACUCCUCCAUCAGCGGGAACAUGCUUCCUGCCUCCAGCAUGUCCAAUCCCUUAAUAAUCUUAUAUGUUUCAAUCAGAUCCCCUCUCAUCCUUCUAAAUUACAGUGUAUACCCAGUCGCUCCAAUCUUUAUCUUCUCCCUCUAAAACUGCAUGGUGAAUUCUAUCAUAUUAUGAUUACUGACUCCUAAGGAUUUCUUUACCUUAAGCUCCCUAAUCAAAUUCAGUUUGUUACACAAUACCAAUCCAUGAGUGGGCUCAACCUCAAGAUGCUUUAAAAAGCCAUCUCUCAUAGGUAUCCUACAAAUUCUCUUUCUUGGAAUCCAAAGUCAGCACCAACCUGAUUUUUUUUACCAACAGAGACAAGCCUCUGCCUACCUACAAAGGGUACAAAGUGUAUCAAAUGAUACAAAGUGUAUCAUUGAUUUUAGGUUCCCAACUAUAAUCUUCAUUCAGCCAACACACAGUUAUUCCACAACAUCAUACAUGCCAAUUUCUAACUGGCUGCAAGAUCAUCUGCCUUAUUCCAUACACCGUGAAUUCAAAUAGAACACCUUCAAAUCCUGUAUUCAGCAACAUUUUUCAUUUUGUCCCUCUUACACUGCAACUCAUCCCACUAACUGCAUUUUGCCCUAACAUCUGCCUGUCCUUCCUGACCGUCUCACUACAUACUGCCUCUACCCCGUCUGCCCCUAUCACUCCAGUUCACAUCCCCCUGUCAAAUUAGUUUAAACUCUCCUCAAAAGCCUCUAGCAAACCUGCCCAAAAUGAUAUUGGUCCCCCUCAGAUUCAAGUCUAACCCAUCCCUUGUGUACAGAUCAUACCUUCCUUAGAACAGAUUGCAAUGAUCCAGAAAUCUGCAACCCUGCCCCCUGCGUCAGUUCCUCAGCCAAUAUUCAUCUGCCAAAUCAUCCUGUUCUUUCUCUCACUGGUGUGUGGUACAGACAGAGAUUACUACCUGGGGGUCCUGCUUUUCUGUUUUGUACAUAGCUCCCUAAGUUCUCUCUUCAGGACCUCCUCCCUUUUCCUACCUAUGCCGUUGAUGCCAAUAUAUACCACGACUCCUGAAUUUCCCUUUAGAAUCUGUGGACCUGAACCGAAACACCUCGUCCCUGGCACCUGUGAGGUAACAUACCACCCAGGUGCCUUUUUUGCAUCCAGAGAAUCUCAUCUACUCCUCUAACUAUGGAAUUCCCUAUCACCAUUGCAUUCCUCUUCUCCCUCUCUCCCCUUCCCUUCUGAGCCACAGCGCCAGACUCAAUUGUUGUGGCUCCCUCCUGGUACGUCAUCCCCUGUCCCCCAACAGUAUCCAAAGCGGUAUAUUUAUCAUUGUGGGAUACUCUGCACUGGCUGCCCUUUUCUUUUCCCUAUCCUGACCCAGGUACCCACCUCCUGCAACAUAGGGAUGACUACCCUAUGCUAUGAGCCGAAGAUCAUCGAGCUGCAACUCCAGUUCCUUAACACAUUCUCUGAGGAGCUGCAUCUGGUGCAGAUGUGUAUGGCAACAUGAUGUGGUACAGUGUGGAUCUAGGUCACUGUGGCCUCAUUUGUGCAGUAGAAACUCCAUAGGCCAAGAUAGAGUGGAUGUGGGGAGGAUGUUUUCUAUGGUGGGAAGUCUAGGACCAGAGGCCACAGCCUCAGAAUAGAGGGACGUCAAUUUAGAACAGAGAUGAAGAGAAAUUUGUUUAGCCAGAGGGUGGUGAACCUGUGGAAUUUGUUGAGUUCAGGUCAUUGAGUGUAUUUAAAGUGGAGGCUAAUAGGUUCUUUAUUAGUUGUGGCAUGUAAAGUUAUGGGGAGAAGGCAGGAGAAUAGGAUUGAUGGGGAAUUGGAUCAGCCAUGAUGAAAUGGUAAAGCAGACUUAAUGGGCAGAAAUGCCAAAUUCCGCUCCUGUGUUGCAUAGUCUUGUGAUUUGCAUGAUGUGGCUGAGAAAUUGAUGCAGGGGAGAUGAUUUCAGAUUUCCGGAUCAUUGGAAUCUCUUCUGGGCUAGGUAUGACCUGUACAUAAAUGAUGCAUUACACCUGAACUUGAGGGGACAAAUAUCCUUGCAGGCAGAUUUGCUAGAGCUGUUGAGGAGGUUUAAACUAAUUUGGCAAGGGGUUGGGAACCAGAGUGAUAGGACAGAGGAUGGGGUGAUUAGUGUGUAGAGAGUCUGUGAGGAAGAAUAGGCAGGUGAUAUUGCAGUCAGUGGGAUGGAUUUAAAUGUGUUUAUUUUAAUGCAAGAGGUAUUAGGAACAAAUGUGAUGAACUUGCUGCAUGGAUCAGUACAUGGAACUAUAACGUUGUGUAACUUACAGAGACACAAGGGCAGGAAUGGCUGCUGGAUAUUCCAGUGUUUAGAUGUUUCAGAAGGAGCAGGGAGGGAGGUAAAAGAGCUGGGAGAAGUGGCAUUGCUACUCAUUGUUGCAGAAAUGGAGAACAUUGUUGAAGGAUUGUCUACUGAGUCAGUAUGGGUGGAGGUCAGAAACAGAGCAUUCAUUCUAUCAGAAGUAUCCUAUAGACCCCCCCCCCCUCCCCUUCAAUAGUAACCUGACCAAGAUUGGGAGUCAGAUUUUGAAAAAGUGCAAAAAUAACAGGGUUGUUGUCAAGGGGGACUUCAACUUUCCUAAUAUUGAUAGACACCUCCCUAGUGAAAAAAAUUUGGAUGGGGUUCAGUUUGUUAGGUGUGUUCAGAAAGGAUUCUUGACUCAAUAUGUCGACAGGGCAACUAGAUGAGAGGCCAUAUUGGAUUUGGUGCUGGGCACUGAACCAGGUCAUGUGCCAGAUCUCUCAGUGGGAGAGCAUUGUGGAGACAGUGACCACAACUCCCUGAGCUUUCUGAACUUGGUCCAUUUCUGGCACCUCACUCCUCUUUCCUGAUCUCUCUGUCUUCAUAUCUGGGGGCAAACUGUCUAGAGUUGUCUAUUAUAAACCUAAUGAAACUCACAGCUAUCUUAACCAAAACUGUUUCCAACCUGUCACCUGUAAGAAUGCCAUUCCCAUUUCAUAGUACCUUCGUCUCCACUGCAUCUGUUCCCAGAAUGAGGCUUUCCUUUGCAGAACAUCAGAGAUAUCCUCCUUCAAAGUUCAAAGUAAAUUUUAUUAUCCAAGUACAUAUAUGUCACAGUAUACAACCUUGGGAUUCGUUUUCCUGUAGGCACACUCAGCAAAUCUAUGGAAUAGUGAUUAUUACAGGAUCAAUGAAAGGUCAGCCAGAGUGCAGAGACAACAAACUGUGCAAUGCAAAUGUAAAUCAAUAACAAUAAAUAAUGAGAACAUGAAACAACAAGAUAAAGAGUUUCUUAAAGUGGGGUAAUUGGUUGGAGGAACAUCUUAAUGUAUGGGCAAGUGAGUGUGAUCAUCCCUUUUGUGCAAGAACAAGUGUUUCCCUUCCUCCAACAUUGAUGCCGUCCUCACCCACAUCUCCUCUAUUUCCCAUUUAUCCACCCUUACCCAAUCUUCCCGCUUCCUUAAUGGACUGCAUUCCUCUUGUCUUUACCUUCCAUCCCACCCUCUGCUUUCCACAGUGACCACUCCUGCCAUUAUUCCUUUAUCCAUUUGUCUUUCCCCACUAAUCUCCUUCCUGGCACAGUUCCCUGCAUGCAGAAAAAGUGCUACACAUAUCCAUUCACCUCUUUGCUUAUCUCCAUUCAGGGCCCCAAACAGUCCUUCCAGGUGAGGCAAUCCAUCACCUUCAAAUCUGUUGGAGUCAGCUAUUGUAUCCGGUGCUCCUGAUGCGGCCUUCUCUGCUUUGGUGAGACACAACAUAAAUUAGGGGAACUGCUAUGUUGCUCCAACUGCCACAAGCAGGGUUUCCUGAAGGCCAGCUAUUUUAAUUCCAAUCCCCAUUCCAUGCCGACAUAUCAGUCCAUGGCCUCCUCUACUUUCAUGAUGAAGCCACUCUCAGACUGAAGAAGCAACAACUCAUUUUGUCUGGAUAGCCUCUGAACUGAUAACAUCAAUUUCUCUAACUUCCAAUAAUUUUUCCUCUUCCCCGUCCUGUUCUUCCACUCCCCACAUUCUUCUCCUCACCUGCCUGUCACCUCACCCUGGUUCCCCUCUUCCUUUCCUUUCUCCCAUGGUCCACUCUCCUCUAUCAGAUUCAUUCCUCUUCAGUCCUUUACUUUUUCCACCCAUCACCUCCCAGCUUCUCACCUCAUCCUCUCUCCCCCACCCAUCUGACUUCACUUAUCACCUUCCCUUCUUCCCAUGUUUGUAUUCUAGUUUCUUUCCUCUUCCUUUCCAGUUCUGUUGAUGAGUUCUGGCCUGAAACGUCGACUGUAUAUUCCUUUCCAUAGAUGCUGCCUGACCUGCUGAGUUCCUCCAGCAUUUUGUACGUGUUUCCCUGACCUUUACUGUAGUCUCAAGAUAAUGUUGCAAGUCUAUAAAAACCUGGUUAGACCGUACUUGGAAUAUUGUAUUUAGAUCUGGUCAUCUUGUCAGUUUCCACAAAUAAAAUGAAGUGAGGUGAUUUAUAUUUA
Messenger RNA from Hypanus sabinus (Atlantic stingray), 10844 nucleotides. Its product is annotated as lipoprotein lipase-like. Lineage: Eukaryota; Metazoa; Chordata; Chondrichthyes; Myliobatiformes; Dasyatidae. The transcript is spliced from 9 exons. Gene Ontology annotation, biological process: lipid metabolic process. Gene Ontology annotation, molecular function: apolipoprotein binding; lipoprotein lipase activity. The coding region runs from base 451 to 1947 and encodes 498 amino acids. The record is from RefSeq and is a predicted model, not a curated record.